AUGAACAACACGGAGCAAUCGAAUCAAGAGCCCGAGGUUCGUCGCAAACUGACGGAUAUUCUGGACGAAACCGAUAAACUACCUCGCAAAAUGUCACUAGCUUCCACAUCGAAUCAAAGACAGGAUGAAGAUGACGUUCUAGUGGAUCUGUCACCAUCAAAUUCGGCCGACCCUUCACCUCUACACUCAGCUGAUCCUUCGCCUCCACAUUCGGCCAAACACACCAUGAAGGCCUCAACCAGCGAAGAGUCUUCACUAUCAGCCGAAUCCACCAACUCAUCUCACUCCAGAAAGAAGUCAACCUUAUCGCCAACAGAAGCCUUCCAGCCGGUUGUCGGCAAGUUUGUGGCCAAAAACGAAAAAGGCCAAGAAGUUGUGAUACCCAUGACGGUGCCCAACUAUCAGUUCAUUGCAGCUCAACAGAUCCAAUUUGGUGAUAAUGACGAUGAGGCCAUCGCGGCUUCAAUGCAAGUGAACCUGGGAAGUUUUGAGAAUCUGGCUACACGAAAGGUGGACCAGAAGUUAAAUUUGGGUCAGUCGACUUCAGGAGAAGAUAGAAUGGUGCACGAUGGGAUUCAGGAACACGGUGAAAGUCUGAAUGGCGUAGAAGGGCUUCAGAAUUCAUCAACGAUGCUUUCAGGCCUUCAGAAUCCAUCAGAAUCAACAAAAUUCAAAGUGCCGAAUAUAGAACAAGUUGUGGCCCAAAUCCUAGCUCACCAACAGCUCUACGUUCAACAAGGUCAACAACAAUAUGGCGUUCAUCAACCAUUCGCCCAACAAGCUUAUUGCCAGCCGGCUGCACCAAAUACCAUCCCAAAGCCGAUCCCCAUGGGAAUGCCCCUAACUCCGAUGGAUUCUCCCUUCAGUACGAUGGGUUUGGAGCCAUCAACAGUACCAUCCGAGCAUUUACCGGUCGAUAAUCAUUCAUUGAAUGUCUUUCCUACAACUUCGGCUGACCCAAUGGUCAUGGAGCAGAUACGACAAGCACUACGGAGGGUUUCUGUAGAGGAUUUUAAGAAUUCGGGCCAAGUCGGAGAUGGUACUGGUGGUACACUUUUUGGUCCUCAAGGUGGUGCUAGAUUUGGAGCUCAAAGUGGUACCGAAUUUCCUACACAAGGUGGUACAACCUUCCCUGCACAACCUGCUACACCUUUUCCUUCACAAGCCAGGACCAAUAUACCUACACAAACUGGUACUGCCUUUCCAACUUCAGGGGGUACCCAAAUUUCGCUAGAAGGACCACCAAAGCUCGAAACUGUCGGUGCUACACUAGAAGUACCAUCAAUGAUUCAAAAAUCCGAUACUACAUUGUCAAAUGGCUCCAAAAGUGAAGCCUUGGAUACCGUGAACUUGGACGACUUCAGAAUCAGCCCGUCGUCACUGAAGGCAUGGGAUAACUACACCUCGCUAUUGCUUAAGGAAGAUAAGGAUUCUGAAGGGCAAAAUGGAUCAGCUGGAGCUCAAGAGUCGAAAACAAUACCAUCUGGAGCUCAGGACUCAAAAACUGUAUCAUCUGGAACCCAAGAAUCAAAAACAGUAUCAUUAGUACCAGCUGGUCCCCAAGAAUCAAAGUUAGUACUAAACGAACCAAAAACAGUACCGUCAGCACCGUUUGGACUCCAAAAACCAAGCCAAGUACCAACAGUACCAUUCACCGCCCUCUCCGAAGACUACUACGAAGACUACGCUCCAGACGCCUUCAACAACUACGACGAUGCCCUAGAAUCUCAAAAAGAGCACCAAAUCCUGGGCAACCAGUACGGUCCAUGGGACAAGAAUGAAACAGUACGAAGGACGUUCGCCAGAGUACGAAGAUUCAAUAACACAGUACCAAAGAGUCCGGUAGGAACGGCCGAUUUCUAUUUCGUGAGAACGUUGGGCGAUGGAAGCUUUGGCAGUGUGUACCAUGUACAAGAUGUGAAGACGAGCAAGGAGUACGCCAUCAAAAUCAUGAGCAAAAAGGAAGUGAAGAGGGAGAAGAAGGUGGGUUUUUGGUUAUAUUGAGUAGGCUUAUAAGGGUCAUUUAGGUUGUGAUAGAAAGUUCAGGCUUAGCACACAAUUUUUAGGCUCGUCAGAGCAUUUUAGACCUAAAAAAUAGAUUUCAGACUGAGACCACAAUUUUUAGGCUUAAAAUACGAUUUUAGGCGUAGAAAAAGGAUUUUAGGUAUGAAGAACAACUUUAGGCUUGUCAUACAUUUUAGGCUUAGCAAUACACAUUCUAGGCUAAGCAGCACACAUUUUUGGUUUAGCAACACAUAUUUUAGCCUUAGCAGCACAUAUUUUAGGCUUAGCAGCGCACACUUUAGGCUUAGCGAUACACAUUUUAGGCUUAGCAAGACGCAUUUUAGGCUUAGCAGCACAUAGUUUUAGGCUUGCCAGCACAGAUAUUAGGCCUAGCAGGACAUAUUUUAGGCUAAUCUGCAGAGAAUUUUAGGCUUAGCUCACAAAUUUGGGUUUAACAGCAUGAAAUAUUAGGCCUAACAGCAGGUAACUGUAAGUUAUAUGACGAUUUUUUUAGUUACCAUACGUCGUACGUGAAAAAGACAUCAUGACAACAUUGCAACACGGCUUUGGCGGCCAUCCUUUCCUGGCCAAACUACACAGCUCGUUCAAGGAGAACAAUGACAGAAUUUGUAAGUUUUUGACAAUUUUUGGUCGAAAAAAAAUGUUUUGAUGUAAAAUACGUUUUCUGUUCCUGUUUGUCUCUUAAACUUUAAAAUUUAUAAAAAUUCACAAACUGUACUUUUAUGGUAUAGUGGCAAACGCGUUUGACUAAUAGAAAAAAUGACUGGGGUUCGAAUCCUGUUGGAUGCAACUGCGAAAAGUGGGGUAUUUUAAUAUAAAAUGGGGUUUUUUAGAUUCGAAUAGUGUUUUAGACAUUAUAACGGUUAAUCUUCAAUAAAAAUUUUAGAAAAAGGUUUGAGAUUUCGGCUAGUAAAGUGGUUUUUUGGAAAAUUUGAAAAAAAAAGGUUUUCACCUGAAAAAUAGUGGUUUUUGAGCUAAAAAUUAUAGUUUUUGUAAGGAAAUGUAGCUGAAAUGCCACAAUUUACAAUUUUAUAGGUUUACGAGACGUUAGGUUGUAGUAUAAUACAUUUGGAUUGUAGUAUAAUACUUUUAGAUUGAAGUAUAAGAGCUUUGAGUUGUAGUAAUAUCUUUAAAUUGUAGUAUUCUGUUGUUUAAAAAAUUCUGUGCUCCCUUUUCAAAACAGAUUUUUGAAGUUGGGGGCGCAGGAUUAUGUGACAAACCAAGUAUAAUACAAAAAAACCAAAUUUUUGGACGAUUUCAGCGCGACUCCACCAAAUGUGAUCUCUUGACCUUAUAAAAUCACAUUUCGGAAUAAAAGUUAUUGACGAAAACAAUUUCUCGAACAAAAAUUAAUGGCAGUAAAAACACGUUGCGUAACACUUUGUUUAUCCCUUAUCACAAAAAAAAGAAGGCGAGUCCCUUUCACAACGGUCGCUCUUUCGCUUUCAUGGAACUCUCGCGUAAACAUGUUUUCGACUCCAACGUUCUUUAAUCCCCCUGCUGCUUAUGUUUACCAUUAAAACGUUUGGGUUUCACAAAGUUCGAAAUGCUCAAUAUAAAACGUUGAGGCAUUUGUUAAGUUUAAUAACAAACGCCGCUGAAACAAUGAAUAAUAUUAUAUUAACCAUGAUGUCAGGGGAAAAAUAUGAAAUUUUCUUAAAAAAUAAAAUAUAAAUAACUCAAAAACUGCAUUUUUAUAAACAACACUAUUAAUAAAGUCAAGAAAAUUCAAUUGUGACAAAUUUUUAAAACUUGUGGUUAUAUGGCCGAGUGGAGGUGGGAAAAAUAUAGUGCAAAAAAGGAGGCGGGUUCGAAUCCGGCUGGAUGCAAAGGCGUAUUUAGACUGAUUUUAUUAGGAAAAACAUUAGUAAUGACAAGAAAGUUCAAUUUUGGCACAUUUUGAAAAAAUGUGUCGAUAUGGGCGAGUGGAGUGGGAAAAAUAUUGUGCACUAAAGCAGGCGGGUUCGAAUCCGGCUGGAUGUAAAGGCGUUUUUAGACAGUUUUGAGGCUAGAAAAAGGACGUAAACUAUAAAAUGAGAUUUUAAAAUUAAUCUUAAACUAAAAUAAAGUUUUUUAUAAUGAUUUUUAUGUUUAUUGAAGAUUCCACUUAAAUCUGGAUUUUUUGUUAUUAAAUGCUCGUAAACGGCUUAUUUUGCUGUUUUAAGCUAUAAAAUACAAAAUCUAAAUAAAAAAAUAUUUUUUCAGGCUUUGUGAUGGAAUACGCGCCACAUGGUGAGCUUCUGGAAUGGCUUCGACGUCUAGGAUCCUUCGACCUAAAAGUAUCCAAAUUCUUUGCCAGUGAAAUUGUCGAAGCUUUGCAAUUUAUUCACAAGUGUGGCAUCAUUCAUCGUGACCUGAAACCGGAGAAUAUCCUCAUCAAAAACGACUGGCACAUCAUGUUGACCGACUUUGGCUCGGCCAAGGUUCAGGGCUUCGAAGGGGAUGGUAAGUUGAACUUCUAUAGUUUACUACAAAACUUUGGAGUUAGUAUAAAGUAUUUUGAAUCUUUUUGCAAAAGUGGAAGAUCGGGAGCAGUUUUGACUUCUUUGAUCUCGUGGUGUCAACUCGUACGUAUUUGAACGCAGUUGAUGUUGUUUUAGAUCAAAACAGACGUUUUUUAAAUGAUUUGAACUAUAGACAAAGCUCAAACAAUGUUUGUUUAGUGUGGCGGGAUUAAAAAUCAUUUUAAAAAUUGAUUUUCAUCAAUUUUUGACAAGAGUGUCUGUGUGGCUGAGUGGAGUUGGAAAAAAUAUUGUGCAUAAAAGCAUACAGGUUCGAAUCCGGUUGAAUGCUAUUGACGUUUUUUAGGCUUAAAGGUGUGUGAAAAGAAAAUAUAAGAGUUUUUUUAGUGUUUAGGCAUUUUUACAGUAUCAAAAAAAUUUAAUUUGUCAUUUUAGCUUUAAAAAACAUAAAAAGCGACAAAAGUCCAUAGUAAUCUUCUGUUUUUUCUCAUAUUUACGCAAAACCCCAUGUUAAAAGUAGCUAAUUUGUUGCGAAGAUUAUCCGCAUGUUGACAACAAAUGGCAGUUUUGACAAAUUGUAAUUUUAUGUUAUUCAAGGGUGCGAGAAAAAGUAAUGUUUUCUAUUUUCUCAUGAAUAUGUAAUUGCCACGUACUUUUAGUACGAAUAGUACGGCGGAUAAACAUAAAAUGGGUAUACGGUCGUCUCAUUAAUCUUUAUGUCAUUUCCGUUGGGCCUCAGGGAUUUUCAACUGGUUUAAUGGGGGUUUUGAUAGUUUUUGUAGGGUUUGUGAAGGUCUUCAAGGGGUUAAUGGAGAAAAUUUGGUGAUUCUAGGUGUCUGGAAUAUUUAUAUAGGUACUGCGGUUGUUAAAAGAUUUUUUAAAAUUCUUUAUUAGGUCACUUUGGGCUGUUUUGGUCAUUUUUAUGGCCGUUUUGCGGUCAUCUAGCUCUUUCUCUAACCUGAAGACCGCUCCCUACUCGCUCUCUCCACUUCCCGCACUCUCUUGUCCCCUACGCAAGAAGCGCGCGCUUUUCUCCCUAUCUCUGCCCGCUCUCUCCCCAUCACCCACUCUCUCAUUUCCUUCCCUCGCAUUUUACCGUCUCUGACCGCUCUCCCCAUUCCGCGCGCUCUCCCGCUGAAUUGUUUUCGAUAACUCGAAAACCCGCAUUAAAAGUGCAAUAACAGGAAAGUUACAAUGUAAACAACAACCGUAGGGGCUGGUAUAGACUGGUGCCGUCACGAAAACACCAUUCACAAAAGGACAACUGACCUCUAAAGCGCGAAAACAACAAAUUCAAAUGAGUCAGGGGCUUCGAAAUUCUCGAAAUUGUACACGAUAUGUAUGAUAAGUGGUGUGAAUACGAAUUACGAGUGGUGUUUUUACUAAAUUUGGUUUUAAAAUACAAGAAAUGCACUUUAAAACUUGAUUUUGCGAAAACUGUGGUGUGUUGGAAGAAAUGUCAUAUCUAGAUGACAGAUAGUUGAAAAUGAAAAAUUUUUGGCAAGGAACUAAAGAAUGACCUGAGGGUUCACUACACAAAAUUUGAUUACUGUAGGUUUUCAUAGCGCGGUGGAAUGAAUAAAAGUAGCAAUUCCAAGGGUUCGAAUCCGCGUGGAUGUAAAUUGAAUUAACUCGAUCAUAGACUUGAAUAACAACAUAAAACCUUUCCAAACAGACACAAUACACUUGAUUAUUUUCACAACUAUUUUGCUUACUAAUCACGUUGUUUGGGUACGAAAACACGCACUCGAACCCAAAACAUUGAACUCGAAACACGUGUGUAAAACAAAACUCUUUAAUCUUGUUUGUGGCGAACGCUCGCCAAUUAUUCGCGGAAAUGUGCAUAGUAUACGGGAACGUACGCUACAUUCAUGUAAACACUUUUAUUGUUCAUGACAUGGGUAAACGUAAUGAAUAUGCUUUGGCAGACACCAAUGUUUGAGAUUAAUUAACGAGAUUAAGGCGGUAAACAAGGGUAAUAAGCUCGGAAUUUGUUUUUAUGACGUUAGUUAGUGUAGUUUGUUGCUUUAGGGCAUUUUGGAAGCAAAUUUUUGAAAUUUGUUACUUAAAUUUCAAAAAAAAAAUUUUUUUUAAUUUUUUGGGAAUUUGAAAAAAUAUUGUUUGAAAAAUGAUUUUAGAUGAUAUUUUAAGCUAUUCUGGCUUCAUAUAAUUAGUUCUAACUGCCUAAAAUUUUCAAAAAUUAAAAAAAAAUUUAAAAUUAUAAAAAAAUUAAUUUAAAAUUCACGUUUCUCUGCCGCUUUUUUCGAACGCCCCAUAUAAAAACUUGUUUUUCAAGUACCGUAGCCAGCUGUUGCACACAAACAAGCCAAUUUUCCGGCCAAAUGCGUCUGGCCCCACGAAAACACACACUGACAGUUUCAAUAAGUUUUUACAAACGUGAAAAGUGCAUCGCUAUUAAGAAACCUUUUGUCCGGAUCAAAAAGUCUUAUAAACAAGUUUUUUCGCGUCUAGACCACUAAUGCAUAUUGGUUUUUGACCCGAAAAGCUAAUUUGAAUAAGUGUGAAAUUUGUACCGUUUUGGUAUAGUGGUAGUGUGUUGGACUUGCGCGCAGAAGCACCUGGGUUUGAUCCCGGCGGGACUAGAUGGCGAAUUUGGCUUCAUUUUGGGGUUUUUUUUGAAACUCUUUGAAUUAGAAUAAGGUUUUAAAAUGAUUUUGUAAGACUGUUGUUAGUUUUUAAACUACUGUUUUUACUCAUUUUGGCUUAAAAUAGCACUAUUUCUUCGAUUUUCUCCAAAAAAUUUCACAAAAACACAUUUUUUACCUUAUUAAGCCUAAAAAUAGCACAAUAUAAUUGACAAAAACAAUGUCGCAAUAUACAAAAAUACUUUUGGGACGCUUAUCAUUACUUUGUUUACGUUGAGUGAUAAGAAUCAGACCAUUUUUUUUGUCAAACUACUAUUUACACGAAACUUACGACGAGAUAAAAGGUCAAAACCAAUAUUCUUCUCAAUAAACAAGUUUUGUUUAGUCUGCGGAAUGUUCCAACGUGUUCGCACGGUGUUUAAUGUUUCUGGAAAGCUAGAAAAACGAUUGUUUGCUUUGAAAAAGGGGCAAAAAGAAUGAAAAUUUGGAAAAAAGGGCAGAAAAACACGAAAAUUAAGAAAAUUGAGGUUAUUUUUUAAUGUAUAUGCAUGUUUUUGGGCUUAAAAUUAAGAAAAAAGUAUGACAAAUAUAAUGGCAUACUUUGUUUUUCAUAAAACGGUCGAAAAAUUAAGUGUGUCGGUGUAGCGCAGUGGAGCUUUGAAAGUUAUUGUGCAAUAAAGGUGGAAAGUUCGAAUCCGCUUGGAGGAAAUGGAUAAAAUGCGAUGAAUGAAGAGAGAUACAAGUAAAAAAACAUUUUGUAAUAAAAAACAGAAUAAAAAUAAAACAGAAAUUAACAAAAAAUUUUGUGAUUCAAAAAAUAAACCUAAAAAUGACCAAAAGAGAAAACCUAAAAAUGACCAAAGAACCUUCAGAUCCAUCCCAAGUCCGCAAGAUCAUGGUACACAAGAACGGCGAGAUGAUGAAGAAAGAGCGUGGCUCAUUUGUAGGCACUGCCUUCUACAUUUCACCAGAAGUCGCUCAGUCUCACUCAUGUGGACCAGAAGCCGAUUACUGGGCUUUGGGCUGUAUAUUGUACCAAAUGAUAUCGGGUCAACCACCAUUCCGCGGCGUUAAUGAGUACCAGGUGACAAAGAAGAUCAUCAACUUGGAUUACAAGAUGCCAAAUGGAUUCGAUGAAGUUGCUGGAGAUUUGGUUAAGAAGUUGUUGGUACUGGAGCCAAGUGAACGGCUGGGGCAUGAUGGGCCAGAAGCUAUUAAGGAGCAUAAGUUCUUUGAGGUGAGGAUUUUAGGUUGUUUUCUUAGUGUGUUUACUAUAUAUUAUACUAUACGAAACUAAUAUAUCUACAAUUUCAGGACGUUGACUUCAAAAACAUCCAAACAACCACCCCUCCCGAGCUGAAACCCUAUCUUCCAGCCUCAGGCAAUCAACCUGCCUUCUAUUCCAACUACAAGGUACCAGAGAACAUGGAACCGGGUCUAACUCGCAAGACCAUGGCCAGAUUAAUGGGCCUAGACGAUAUGAUCUCAAGCCCGAUCCAAAAACAGAAUCCAGCUCAGCUUCAAGCUCAGCAGAAAGAAGCCGAAGCCAGACAACGUGAAGCGAAGCUACAGAAGCAGCGCAAGGAGAAUGACUACCACAAGUUUGUGGAAGAGAACUUGAUUUUGAGGUCGGGACUGAUUGACAAAAAGAAGGGCAUGUUUGCCAGGAGGAGGAUGUUUCUGUUGACUGAAGGACCAAGGCUGUUCUAUGUGGAUCCGGAGCUGAAAGAGCUGAGAGGAGAGAUACCCAUAACACCGAGUUUGAGGACUGAAGCCAAAAACUUUCACACUUUCUUCAUUCAUACUGUAAGUUUAAUUGGUAGGGUAGUGUAAGAUAUGUUAAGGUAAAUAAAACAUAGGGUGGGUAGGGUAGGAUAUUGUAGGGCGUUGUAGAAUAUGGUAUUAACCAUAUUUUUAUAAUUUUUCACAUUUUUCAAAAUUUUACCUAUUUGGCUCAGUGGUAGUGAGUUGGACCUUUGACUCAGAAGCUCCUGGGUUCGAUUCCGCUUGGAGAAAAAGAUCGAAAAAGGUCAUUUUUGGACUUUUUAUAAGAUUUUUGCUUGAUAAAUUGAUUUUCAAGUAAUUUUGGAGGUUUUUGAAAUGCAUUUUUAUAUGUUGAUAAAAGAAAAAUGACAUUUUUGAUGUAAAAUUGAUAAAAUAGUUAAAUUUUUGUUAAUUUUGAGCCAAAUUUCUUGAUUUUUUGAUUCAAAAGUAUUGAUUUUUAAAUUUUUAAAACUUCAAAAUGAAGAAACUAAUCAUUUUUUGCAUUUUCAGCCCACACGAACCUAUUUCCUGUACGAUCCGGACAGUCACGCGGACGAAUGGUGCGAAGCCAUCGAGAAGGCGCGCAACAAGUACUGCAAUCCAGAUGCUCCUGAACUCGACUUCUACCCUCGAGGCAAAAUGUUCACUUCGAAGAACAAGAAGGAAAAGAAGCGAAAGGAGAAGAAUACAUCACCGACCAGUAAAUGGGGCCGAAAGAGCAAAUAA
Messenger RNA from Bursaphelenchus okinawaensis, 9583 nucleotides. Lineage: Eukaryota; Metazoa; Nematoda; Chromadorea; Rhabditida; Aphelenchoididae. The record is from the annotation of a GenBank genome assembly.